AUGGUGUCAGGUAUUAUUCCUGUAUGCUAUUCUAAAGCUAGAGUUUUGUUAGACCCUAGAGCUACCCAUUCCUUUGUAUCGCCUAAUUUUGUUUUAAGAUUGGAUGUCCAACUGGUUAGACUUCAGGUUCCGAUUUCAGUCACUACGCCUUUAAGUGACGCCUUAAAGAUCGAUGUUGUGUUUCCAUCGUGUUCAGUGCUAGUUGAGGGUCAGGAUUUAGUUGCCAAUUUAAUUAUGUUGGACAUAAUGGAUUUCGAUGUAAUUUUGGGAAUGGAUUGGGAUACCUCGGCAGAAAGAGGUAGUGUUGAGGACGUUCAGGUGGUCUAUGAGUUUCCCGAUGUAUUUCUAGAAGAGCUCCAGGAUAUAGAGUUCUGCAUCGACCAUGUACUGGGCAAGACACCUAUUUCUUUGCCGCCCUACCGAAUGGUAUCAGACGGGUUAAAGAAGUUGAAGGAGUAG
Messenger RNA from Ricinus communis (castor bean), 459 nucleotides. RefSeq lists its product as uncharacterized. The coding region runs from base 1 to 459 and encodes 152 amino acids. The record is from RefSeq and is a predicted model, not a curated record. The transcript has 2 exons. Lineage: Eukaryota; Viridiplantae; Streptophyta; Magnoliopsida; Malpighiales; Euphorbiaceae.